Molecule: messenger RNA, 609 nt
Organism: Trichoderma harzianum CBS 226.95
Lineage: Eukaryota; Fungi; Ascomycota; Sordariomycetes; Hypocreales; Hypocreaceae
Exons: 4
Coding region: 1-609 (202 amino acids)
Biological process (GO): Rho protein signal transduction
Cellular component (GO): cytosol; membrane; cytoplasm
Molecular function (GO): protein binding; Rho GDP-dissociation inhibitor activity
Source: RefSeq, a predicted model, not a curated record
AUGGCUUCUCACGAUGAUGAUACCAUGCCCGAGGAGACUCAGGGCUACAAGCUCUCUCAGCCUAAGCAGAGCUUGGCCGAGUACAACCAGAUGGAUGCCGGCGACGAGUCCCUCCAGCGAUACAAGCAGUCCCUUGGCCUCGGCGGUGGCAAGGACCUCUCCGAUCCCUCUGACCCCCGAGUCUGCAUCAUCCAUGCACUCACCAUGGACUCGCCCGGCCGGCCUCCCGUUAGAAUCGAGCUCGCCAAAGCUGGAAGCGAGAAUGCGCUCAAGGACAAACCUUUCAUGAUCAAGGAGGGCGUCAAGUUCACCAUGAGCGCCGAGUUCAAGGUCCAGCACGAGAUUCUAAGCGGUCUGCACUAUGUUCAGGUCAUUAAGAGAAAGGGAAUUAAGGUGUCCAAGGACUCAGAAAUGAUUGGAAGUUAUGCGCCCAACACUGAGAACCAGCCCACCUACAUCAAGAAGUUCCAUGAGGAGGAGGCUCCAUCUGGAAUGCUCCUUCGUGGCAAGUACGACGCCAUCUCCAGCUUCGUCGACGACGAUAAGAAGAAGCACCUCGAGUUCGAGUGGAAAUUCGAAAUCGUCAAGGAUUGGCCAGAGACCAACUAA